Messenger RNA from Dacryopinax primogenitus, 907 nucleotides. RefSeq lists its product as uncharacterized. The transcript has 2 exons. NCBI's taxonomy places the organism in Eukaryota, Fungi, Basidiomycota, Dacrymycetes, Dacrymycetales, Dacrymycetaceae. The coding region runs from base 355 to 771 and encodes 138 amino acids. The record is from RefSeq and is a predicted model, not a curated record.
GCCGAAUAUCCAUGUGGGUCAAUCCCAUUGUGGAGGAAACCUGCUGUCAUCAUGCCGAAUACCCGAGGGGUCCCGUUGCCUGGGAACUCGUAGUAGUCACCAUGCUGAAUAUCCGUGGUCGGUCGAGGCUUGUUGCUGGGGUGCGUUGUCCGUGUGGUAAGGGUCCGUAGUGCUGCGCAACGGUCUCUAAGACCCGAAAAUAACUGUGGGAAUAUCGGCUUGACAAUCCCACCUCCGGUGGGGUUGUUCACCGCUGCCCCUGUCACCCUCGACAUCUCGGAGUUCUCUCGGGAGGAGCUCCUCAAGAUUCGCGCCCUCGAGGGCAUCGACCUCGACACCGAUGACCCCGAGGAGAUGGCGUACAAUCGCCAGAAGGUCCAGGCGGCAGGAACUGUCUUCGGACGCCGUCUGGAGAUCGAGCACCGCGCCGAGGACGACCAGAAGGCGAGGGAGGGCAGGGCGGCUAUGCGCAAGGCCUCCCUGCAGGCUCUCUUCGACUCCGCCGCCGAGUCCUCGCGCAAGACUGCGCACGCAGACGCGCCCACACGGCCCUUCAAGCAGCGUCUUGUUCACUGGCGAGGCAAGGCAGCGUACAACCGCGAGAAGAGGAAGGAGAAACUCGCCGAGCAGGGGAAGAAGUCAUGGAAAGGCUUGAAGAGUGGGGCGAAGGCUACGGGGAAGUUCCUUCGUGCCCACUGGAAGGAGAUCCUCCAGAUCACCGUCGUCAUUGCCCGCAAAUGCGUGAGUGCACACGUUGGAGGUAUUCUCUAGCUUUUUUUUUCUGUGUCUCCUUUUUUCCCCUCUCGUCAUAGUAUUAGUGCGAUUCCCCUCUCUUGUAGUGGUUGUGCUGGCGCCUGUGGACGGCACAACCACAUUACUAUUGAAAUGACAAUGUAUUAUUUAGAAC